Solea senegalensis (Senegalese sole) is the source of this 1234-nucleotide messenger RNA. RefSeq names its product bMERB domain containing 1 (gene bmerb1). Gene Ontology annotation, biological process: negative regulation of microtubule depolymerization. The record is from RefSeq and is a predicted model, not a curated record. Bases 261 to 860 code for a protein of 199 amino acids. Lineage: Eukaryota; Metazoa; Chordata; Actinopteri; Pleuronectiformes; Soleidae. Gene Ontology annotation, cellular component: microtubule cytoskeleton. The transcript is spliced from 6 exons.
CGCACUGAGUGCGCAUGCUCCCUGCAUCCUCUCCACAUCUCCACACGUCCACGGACUUGGAAGCUUGAAUAAAGAUGCUCAACGCCUCGGGUCGCUGGAUCCUUGUCACCGGGUGAAAUAGAGUAGCGUGGACGCACGCACACGCGCACGCACACACACACACUGAGAGGAGCCGUGUACAAUUUAGCUGCAGGACUCUCCUCCUCCUCCUCUUCUUCUUCUUCUUCUUCCUUCUCUUCCUCCUCCUGUUUUCCACCGACAUGGAAAUGAAGAAAUCUAUUUCGGACAGCGAGCGCGCGCUCCGGAGCUACGGCGCUGUGUCGGAAACGGCAUGGACCACGGACAAAGGUCACUCAGAUGUGUCCAUGGCGGAGAGCACAAUGUCUCCAGAGGAGAUCGAGGUGGAGAUGACCCGUAUCCAGCGCCUGCGGGAGGUCCUGGUGCGCCGGGAGUCGGAGCUGCGCUUCAUGAUGGAUGACAUUCAGCUCUGCAAAGACAUCAUGAGUUUGAAGCAGGAGCUGAGGCAGAUUGUCGCUGUACCAGAGAAAGAAAAAACAAAGAAGAACAAGCAGCGAGAAGAGGAGCUGAUCCUGAAGAUCCAUAAACUGGUGCAGAAGAGGGAUUUCCUGGUGGACGAUGCAGAGGUGGAGAGAUUAAGGGAGCAAGAGGAGGACAAGGAGAUGGCCGAGUUUCUCACGCUGAAGCUGAUGCCUCUGGAGAUGAAGCUCAAAGCCGCACAAAAUCCUCCAAAGCCCAAGAGACAGAUCCUGGAGCCGCCGCCCAACAAGCCGUCCAUCACCAAGACAGGAGUGGCCAUCAUUAAGGACUGCUGCGGAGCCACGCAGUGUGUCGUCAUGUAACCAGGACUGAGACCUCUGAAGUGCAUCACAUGACAUGACAUACACCACUUCCUGUCACUCAGAGAACCCCCAGUUUAGCUCCAUCGCUUCAGACUCAACUCAGGAGCAAGGUUGUAAUAGCAGAGUGGGUUUGCCAGUAUUUAUUCGUUUUUAUUUAUAUGUAAUAUGGAGUAUGAAAGACUCAAAAAGGUCAUAAUAAGUAUUGUGUCAUAAAAACCCGACAAAAAAUUAGGACAAAUGAACAACCAUCUCUGAAUCAAAUAUAACAGUCUACAAGAAAAUGUGCAUCACACUGCUGAGGUUGGAUGCUGUUAGCUGUAACCUUUCAAAAUUUGCCAGCAGAGAAAAAAAUAAAUACACCUCAUAUGAACCCA